AUGUCAUAUAGCAAGAUGUACACCUCCCUGACUGAGGACCAACUUGAAAAGCGACUGAAAAUUGAAAAGUUUUGUUUCAAUCAUGAAACUAUUCGAAAUUUUGCACAAAUAACAAAAGGAGUUGGUCAGCUGGAAGAAGUUAGAAGGAACAUUCGUGAAGCACUGGAAGUGGAAACGAUUGAAGCCAGUAACCUGCGUCACAAAUUGAAUAAUCUUCCUAAUAAUCUAAAACAGCAAAUGACAGAUGCAAUUCUAGCUGCCCGCGAAUCAAAGGCAACACGCGUGAAAGAAUUGCAGGCCAAAAUUGAGACUUUGACACAACAAAUUGAAUCAUUGGAAAAGGAAUACAAUAGGCUGGAAAAAGAAAAUGCCUCUCUGUGUCCUGUACGACAAAAGGAAGGAGUACAACAUGCCGACGUUGUCGUCUUAUUAAAUGAUGUGAUGGACAAGCGAACCAGUGACCAAAUUACAUUGAAUGAAACAUAUGACAAUGUACGAGAUAUUCAACAGAAAGUUAUUUUUAUAAGGAAAGAUAUCACAAGUUUGAAAUAUGCGCUAGAUGAGAAACGGAGAAAAUUUGAAGCAGAAAAAGAAAUCCUGACUGCAGAGCUUGAAAAUGUUCAACUUCUGGUUCAGAAUCAGAACGCAGCAAAUGUUGAGAAGAAAAGAAAACUUGAUGAGAUGAAUAUGGAAUUGCAGAAAUUGAAUGAUAACUUGACAUACCAGAAAGUGGUGCAUGAAAAUCUGGAAAUGCAAAUAAAAGAUUUGGAUAAGAAUGAACUCAAUCUUCAAACAAAUUACAGUGAAGAUUUGGAACUAGCUGAACAACUAAAUGCUCAGAAGCAGUACCUUACUAAGGAACUAAGUAAACUACUGGAAAAUUUAAGAGAAGAAGCUGAAAGUCUGGACAUACAGAUCUUAAAGGCGAAGAAGAAUAAAGCAGAUGCUCAGUUGUUAAAUGAGGGACUUUUACAAACAAGUGAUUCACGUCAUGAAGCAUUGAAGAAAGCAAAGGAAUAUGAAUUAGAAACAAAAGUAAAUUUUCAGAAUAUGAAACAACGGUUAGAUGUAGUAAAAGAUUUACUUGCUGUGAAAGAAGGACGUGUGUCACAGAUAAGAAAGCAAAACCAGGAAUUUGAAGAAAAGAUAAUGUCUCUUCAAGAGAAGCACAAGGAUAAUAUGGAGUUUCUAAAUGGGGAGUUCCAAAAAUACAUGCACAAGUUUGAUAAAGAAGAACAACUACGAGGAGCUUUCCAAAAUAAAAGAGAAGCGAUCUCAAAAAAUAUUAUGCGCAUCAAAGCAACUACUGAGGAUUACCUAACCCACUUGAGUAUGCAUAUGAAGAUCUUGAAGAAGAAACGUGAAGGAUUGCUUCCGGAAAUUAAGAGACUACAGUUGGAGAUUAAUAUAUAUACUGAGAAGAUUGUGGCUCUUAAACGACAACUGGCAGAAGAAAAAGCAGCAUAUGGCAGCAAGGAAGAACAUUUGUUAGCAGAAUUCAAACAACUGAAGAAUGAAAUUGAAAAUUUAAAUAGAACUAUAAAGCAGGUGAAAGAGGAACUACAGAAAAAAAUAUCCAUCCAAAAGAUUCUGGAAUCCAUGCUUGCUGAAGAGUCAGCAGCUUGUGAUGAACUACAUAAAGAAUGUGAAGUUCAAAAAAAUGAGAAAAAUGAACUUGAUAAUGCAAUUACUCGGAUAAAGACAAAAACUGAAAUGAUCCUUUCAUCUAAGCAACAACUGAAGCGUUUGUUAGCUGCAAUACGAAACAGCCUCUAUCACCAAGUUAAAAGUACUGCUGAGCAAUUAAAAUUCAUGGAGGUAGAUAUAUAUGAAGCAAGUAGAAGACUUGAACAUGUUGAGAUAGAAAACUGCAAACUGAAACUGUGCAACUUCCAACUGGUGAGAGUCAUUGCCUCACUCAAUGAAGAUGGAGAAAAGCAAAACACAGCAAAGAACCAACAGGAUAGUGAACUACAAAUCAUCUAUGAUAAUCUUCUGAAUAGCUGGUCAUUGGAUGCUAGUGUCCAAAAGGAGUCUUUAGAAUGUGAACAGGAUGUACUAAAUACAAUACAGGAACUGAUGCGGAAAAUCUACCACAGAAUACAAACAGUUGGCUAUAUUAGUAAUCAGCUAAAACAGUACUUAAGUAAAUUGCAAUCCUUUGUGGGAGCCACACAUCCUACUGAAGAAAAGGGAAGAUGCAUGAUGAAACAAAUCACAUCACCUCAAUGACUUAACAUUAUAUAGGAUGACAAGGAAGCUGAAAUCUAUACUUUAUAUAAUCCACUGAAGUUAUGAGAUGUAUUCAACUUAUUGAAAUAAAAGUUUCUUAUCUGCAUUUUAAUGCUAUUUUAAUCAA
Messenger RNA from Rhincodon typus (whale shark), 2359 nucleotides. RefSeq names its product coiled-coil domain containing 175 (gene ccdc175). The record is from RefSeq and is a predicted model, not a curated record. Bases 1 to 2232 code for a protein of 743 amino acids. The transcript has 21 exons. NCBI's taxonomy places the organism in Eukaryota, Metazoa, Chordata, Chondrichthyes, Orectolobiformes, Rhincodontidae.